This is a messenger RNA of Talaromyces atroroseus, 1197 nucleotides long. RefSeq names its product Ketol-acid reductoisomerase, mitochondrial. The transcript has 2 exons. Gene Ontology annotation, biological process: L-valine biosynthetic process. Gene Ontology annotation, cellular component: mitochondrion. Bases 1 to 1197 code for a protein of 398 amino acids. Gene Ontology annotation, molecular function: ketol-acid reductoisomerase activity. The record is from RefSeq and is a predicted model, not a curated record. NCBI's taxonomy places the organism in Eukaryota, Fungi, Ascomycota, Eurotiomycetes, Eurotiales, Trichocomaceae.
AUGGCCUCCAAGACCAUCCCUCGCGCCCUGCGCCUUUCGACCCGUGUCGCUGUUCCUCGUCGCACAUUUGUCUCGGCUGUCCGGGCUCGCCCUUCUGCUGCUACUGCUAGCGCUGUUCGCAGCCCAGUCGUUGUUCCAGCUCGUGGAAUCAAGUCCAUUGACUUUGCAGGCACCAAGGAGACUGUCUACGAGCGUGAUGACUGGCCUCGUGAGAAGCUCCAGGACUACUUCAAGAACGACACUCUCGCCCUUAUUGGCUACGGUUCCCAGGGUCACGGUCAGGGCCUCAACCUCCGCGAUAACGGCCUCAACGUCAUUGUUGGUGUCCGCAAGGACGGUGCUUCCUGGAAGGAGGCUAUCCAAGAUGGCUGGGUCCCCGGCAAGAACUUGUUCGAUGUCGAGACUGCUAUCAACAAGGGUACCAUCGUCAUGAAUCUCCUUUCUGAUGCCGCCCAGUCCGAGACUUGGCCCCAGAUUAAGCCCCUCCUUACAAAGGGCAAGACCCUUUACUUCUCCCACGGUUUCUCCCCCGUUUUCAAGGACUUGACCAAGGUUGAUGUUCCUACCGAUAUCGAUGUUAUUCUCGUCGCCCCUAAGGGAUCCGGUCGUACCGUCCGCUCUCUCUUCCGCGAGGGUCGUGGUAUCAACUCCUCCAUCGCCGUUUUCCAAGAUGUCACUGGCAAUGCUAAGGAGAAGGCUAUUGCCAUGGGUGUGGCCGUCGGCUCCGGCUACCUCUACGAGACCACCUUUGAGAAGGAGGUCUACUCCGACCUCUACGGUGAGCGUGGCUGCCUCAUGGGUGGUAUCCACGGUAUGUUCCUUGCUCAGUACGAGGUUCUCCGCGAGCGCGGCCACUCUCCCUCCGAGGCCUUCAACGAGACUGUUGAGGAAGCAACACAGUCUCUUUACCCUCUCAUUGGUGCCAACGGCAUGGACUGGAUGUAUGCUGCUUGCUCCACCACCGCCCGUCGUGGUGCCAUUGAUUGGUCCCCUAAGUUCAAGGACGCCUUGAAGCCUGUCUUUGACGAGCUGUACACCAGCGUGAAGACCGGCAAGGAAACUCAGCGCUCUUUGGACUACAACUCUCAACCCGAUUACCGUGAGCGUUACGACAAGGAGUUGGAGGAAAUCCGCAACUUGGAGAUCUGGCGUGCUGGAAAGGCCGUCCGCUCUCUUCGUCCUGAGAACCAGAAGUAA